Molecule: messenger RNA, 6465 nt
Organism: Betta splendens (Siamese fighting fish)
Lineage: Eukaryota; Metazoa; Chordata; Actinopteri; Anabantiformes; Osphronemidae
Gene: cep152
Product: centrosomal protein 152
Exons: 28
Coding region: 931-5904 (1657 amino acids)
Biological process (GO): centriole replication
Cellular component (GO): centrosome
Source: RefSeq, a predicted model, not a curated record
UGUGGUAUUAUAAUCAAAAUGUACAGUUAUUCACUAUUGGUAAUUUUGUUAAGCUUGCAUACUGCACGAUAUAUCACACUGCAAUACCACAGUUUUACCACAAGGUGGAAACAAAAGCUAAUGUUACAUUUUUUGUAAAAGUCCGAACAUUAAGAUAAAGUUAAACAUAGCAGUUAAACUACAGUUUAAUGUAUUGGUAUCUGUAAACUCUAUGGGCCAUAUUGUCAAUAGUACUAAUUGUAUUUUUAAAAGAGAACCAAUCAAAUAUAAGGCAUAUUUCAUACCCACCGCCUGAGAAAAUAGAUGACUACACUACCCACAAUUCCAAGAAAGUUGUUACUAUGGAAACGACUGUGAUGCCACACUUCCGGAGUUGUCACGGGGCGCAAAUGUUUGAUAGUUUAGAAUAGUUUGUACCAUUAACGUUGUAUUACAUAUAAACCAUAUUAUAGAGGCGAAUGAGCGAUUUGGUGCCGUCAUGUGCGAGGGGUAAAUCAAGACAGUUAAAUACCGAGUGCGUUUCACCGUUUGUUGUAUUGAACACUCGUGGUUUGGCGCUGCUAAAGCGCGCGACUUUUCAAAGUGGGCGAGUCUUUUUCCAAGAAGGACGUUUAUCCGGUUAGCCUCUGUUAGCUUAGUAGCAUUCUUCCAUAAACACUACUGUUUGGUUACAUGCAUAAUAAUUAGCCUUAAACAUUUUACUAGCUGACGGACUGACAGCUUCUAAAUACUUAUUUAACACCAUGACAAAGUAUGUUUCGUGCGUUUCGGGCUCGUUGCUAACGGCUCUGAACGCUAGUACUUAACAUUAGCAAGUGUUAGCUCUCCGUACUGUAAACAGUGAUGAAGUUAGCGGAUUAGCUAUCAACAUUAACAUAGGUUUCUAAACAACGGAAACUUCUGUCGCUUUCUAUUGGCAGGUUGUGCAUCAUGUCUAUUGACUUUGACAGUGCGGCUCUUCAAACCCAACAUGAAGAGGAAGAAUACGACCAAGAGGACUAUGCCAGAGAACAAGAGCUGCACAAACUGCUCACAGACCUGCCUGAUGACAUGCUGGAGGACAGCAGAGACUCCUCCUCUCCAGAGCUGGAGUACUCCACCUGCAGCAAUAAAAACACAGGCAACAGUCCACAGUCAGCAUGGACUCAGAAGUGGUCAGAUCAGACAAAGCCAAACUCUCAUGAUCAGGGGUAUAAAGAUGGCUAUGGUCAACACUCCUAUGAUGAGUAUGGUCAUCAGAAUGGAGCAGUUAACAUCAAUGGACAUCAGCGGCACCCUCAAAAUCAACCACUGCCUCACACCUGGAACCAGGAUCAAUCAUUCACCCAGGGAGACUAUACAUAUUCAACCAUGGGUACAGAACAUUCUACGGAGACAAAUGACUUUUCCAUGGAUGAGUACGUGUCUAAACCUUACCAAGGCACCAAUAACCAUAUAGAACAUAACACAAAGGGAGGACAGCCAAGCCAUGGUGACCAUAACAUCAGAAAUAAUUUUCAGAAUUUGGAUUCAGGAGCUGCUGAUGCAGGUGUAAACCAUUUUAAGGUCAGCUACAGUCCUCACCAUCCUGCUCAUCAGGUCCAGAUGUUUAACUCUCAGACCGCUCAACAAAAAGGUCAAUUUGAUCAAUUGCAAAGAGAAUUUCUUGACUCGACGCAGCAAACCGCUGACAGGGAGCAGCUUGCUCAGCUGCAGAUUCUAAACAAAGCUUACCAGCGGCAGAUUCAAGACUUGGAGCAAAAACUUGAAGAUUCAAGGCGUAAAAUGAGAUACGUGGAGCACCAGUUUGCAAUCAUUAAAGAUGAAAAGGAUGGCUUUGCAGUCAGUCUAAAAGAAUCACAUAAGCUGGUUGAAGAAGCCAAAGAAAAAGAGGUGCAAAUGCAAAACAAAAUCAGGACAAUGGAGCAACAAAUGAAAGUUCUAAAUGAAAGAGACCAGGAAAACACAAAAAAGCAGAGGAUUGCAGAGGCAGCAGUAGACAGCAUGAAGCAGCAGAUGCUGGAGCUUUGUCGGUCCGACACCCUUUCAAAAACAAGGGAGCAGCACGACAGGGACCUUGCUGUGAUGAAGGAGCAGCAUGAGGCUGUGCUGCUAGCCCUGCAGCAGAAGCUUGACUCUACCUCUCAAGAUCUGAACGAACAGAUUGACAUCGGCCAGAGUUUACGUGAGCAAGUAAAGCAACUGGAGCGCCAAAGAGAGACAGAACAGCUGGAACGAGCGAGAGUUGUAAAUACGCUCACUCAGCGUCUGGAGGAGAGUCAGCAACAAUGUGCAAAACUGCUGCAGACGAAUUCAGUGCAAGAGAUGAGUCAGAUGCAAAUUAAACUCCAACAGGCUCAAUCAGCCAAGGCAUUGAGUGAAAAUAUGACCAAAGUCUUACAGGAGGAUUUGGCUGAUUUAAAGGAGCAAAUCACUAUGUAUGAAUCUGCUGUGAAACAUGGCGUCAUCGCACUUGACCUGAGUAGUGACAUGGAGAGCCAGCUGUCUGAAUCAUGCAUGGAUUUGGGAUUAAAGAAGAUAAACAGGAUAAACGGCACACUUCACAGCACUGCUCUGGCUCACCUUUCGGACUCCAAGCUGCCAAAGGAUGAAGCUUUACGGCUGCUACGAGUAGAGAUGCAGCGCUGCCUGGCCAGUCUGAAGGGGAAGCGGCAGAAGAUAAGUCAGCUGCAGGAGGAGCUCCAGCACUGUCAGAGCCAAGUAAACGAGCUGGAGACCCAGUUAGAUGAAGCCAAGCUCAGCUCUUCGGUCAGAGACAUUGACCAGAUAACACAUCUAGAUGUGACUGGAGGGUCUAAAAAAGAACUGAUGACAUUACAGGAGGAUAAACAGCACUUGCAGCAGCAAGUGGAGCUACUAGAGAAGAAGAACAAGGAGCUAAUACAGAGUGAGGAAAAGGUUAGGUUGGCCAACACUGAGCUUUGCACCAAGAUGAGGGAGAUGAUCCAGGAGCUGGAUCAGGAGAAGCAAGAGGCUGCUGAGAGAUCUGAAAGGAUUAAUCAACAGUACAGGGACGAUGUAGUGAGUCGUGUCAGUGCAGAGCUCAUACAGGAACACAAUGCUCAGGUUGAAGAGCUGACUUCACAGCACCAGCAGGAAGUCCAGGAGCUGCAGACCAAGCUGUCUGAGGCCAAUGAUAAGAUGUUGGCUGUGCAGGAAUGUUACAUAGCUGUCUGCAAGGAGAAGGACAUGCUGGAAGAAAAAAUGUGCAAUAAGGAAAAGGAAGAAGCUUUGACCAGAGAAACCGAGAAAAAAAUAAUUGAGGAGAGUAACUCUGCUGUGGAGAAGCUGAGGGUUGAGCUCGAGGCUCAGCAUCAGGCUUCAAUAGAGCAGCUCAAAGCUCUUUGGUCUGAGGAGAAGGAAGCUGAGAUCCAGCAGCAGGUGGACUCAGAACUAGACUCAGCCAAGGCCACAUGGAAGGAGGAGCUGCAAAGUAUGGAGAUGACCUGGACACAAAGGUUGGAGGAAGUUAGGAGAGAGACUCAGAGAGAGACUGCUGAGGCAAGCUGUCAGACAGUCAAGACUGAGUGCAGCAGUGUGACAAUUACCACUGAAGAGCUGGAUUCCAGGCUCAGUGCCCAGAAACGGCAGCUGCAGAUGGAAGCUGACAAAGUCAAAAGCAAAGCUGUGGAGGAAGCGAGAAAACAAGCCCAGAGGGAGCUUCAUGAGAAACACCUGGAGGUGAUGGCCGAACAAGUUGAAGGUGCAGUGACCAGGGCCUACAAUCGCUGGAUUGAGGAUAUGACAUCGUUACCAGAAUACCAAGCCUCUCUUCAGACAGAAAAGGUGAAAUGGGAAAAACACACAGAACAACAGGCCCUGAAGGAAGCAGAGGAACAGUGGAACAAGAGGCAGAACAACCAGUUGGAGGAGCAGAGCUCUGAAGCGCUACGGCUGGAGGAACUUCAAGUAGAGGUGGUGACUCUUCAGACUCAGCUAAAGCAAGCGAGGAGAGAGCAAGCAGCCCUGCUCAAAGCUGAGCUGGCCGCCGCUAGAGCAGCGUGGAGCCGAGAAAAACAGCAGGAAAUCUCCAUUUUCCAGACUCGAACUGAGCAGGUGCACCAAGCCAAGCUGCAGGAACAGCGCGAAAACCUGGAGCAGACUCUACGGGAGGCCAGAGAGGACGCUGAUCGCCAGAAAAAGGAGCUGCUCCUGCAAAUGGAGGCCAAGCUGCAGCAGACUUUGAAGGCUCAGGAGGAGCAGUGGAAAUUUCAGCAUGCAGAGAGGGAGCUGACCCAUCGACAGCAGAUGAGGGAUGAACUGUUGGCAGAGCUUCAGACUGAACUGGAAAAGGUCCAAGAACAAUUUCUUAGGGAGCCCAAAACAGAUCAGCAGGCCACUGAAGAUGCAAAGAGAAUGAAUAGGGCCAUAGCCAAAGGCACCAUUACUCAGAUCCUUCAAACUUCAUGCAGAGACAUCGUCAACAGAGCAGUAUCCCAGGCCAGGAAGGAGUGGAAGAAAAUAAGUGAAGAGAGACUUGACCAUGUGUUAAAGGAAACAAGGGAACAGCAUCAAAGAGAAUUUAAAACAAUCCAAACUUCUCUGGCCCAGAACCAGCAGGCCUGUUGCAGGAAGGACUGUGCUGAGAAUCUUAGUAAGCUGCAGAAGAAGAACACCGAGCUCCAGAAAAACCUGCAGAAAGCCUGUCGCCAGCUCCAGCACAGCGUUCGAGAGCACAAAACCACCGUGCAGCACCUCAAAGAUGAGCACGAAAGCAUCUUACAAAAGGCAAAGGAGCAACAUCUGCAACAGCUGGAAGAUGCAAAAAGAAUCAGACAAUCAGGGAAUUCAGGUGAAGAGAAUCUUCAACGGGGCCUUGAGGAGAUGAAGCAACAAUAUCUGGUGACUGUCGAAAAAAUCAGAGGAGACAUGCUUCGGUACCUUCAGGAGAGUCGAGAGCGAGCAGCAGAGAUGAUCCGCGUCGAGGUGCAGAGGGAGAGACAGGACACCGCUAGAAAGAUGCGGCGCUAUUAUCUUAGCUGUCUGCAGGAGUUACUGCAGGACGGAGGGAAAACUACGGGAGCUGAAAAGAAAAUAAUGAAUGCUGCAAGCAAGUUAGCUGCCAUGGCUAAGGUGCUAGAGACACCCAUCAAAAGUAAAUCAGGGAAAAAUUACAGUGUAUCCAGCUGUUUGAUGUCCGUGUCUCCUGCUGAAUGCCUUUCAGGUAGAUCCACAGGUUUUAGUAAGAAUCUGCAAACACUAACUGAGCUUCCUGACAUCACUCCAGAGGAGAGGCCUCUCACUGAUCCAAAGCUGAAGUCAGCCAGGACUAAAGCUUUAGACCAUCAGGGCAUUUCUGCACCUCCGAAGGUGGACGCCUCAGCGGACACAGGGAUGAAACCUCAGGCUGCUGCUGACAGACACCUGCGCUCACGCAGACCUCUUCAACAGACCGCUUCUCCAUCUCAGGGCGAUGCAGCCAGUGUUUCUCCAAGGAGUCAGAGCAGGAAGCUGCACCUGCAGGGAGGAGAGCCCAACACAGAGGACAAGCACCUAGCCCUCAUUCAGGAGGCUCCUGUCAGAGACGAUAAACAGACCAACUGGAGCAUGACCAGCAGCGACUCUGAUAAAAGCUUCCAAGUCUCCAGAUUCUCUUUCUUAGGGAGGAAAGUAGAACAAGUGAAACCAUUUUCUGUCUCUGCUGCAUCAGCCAGUGACUUUCGAGACUUUGGUGGCCUCACCCCAGAUGUGUCCGACUUGACAGUUUAUAAUGAAAUUGCAAAGAAGACGCCUCACGCUGAGACCUUGGACUUUCAAAAUGCAAAGAUGACUACACGCAGAGAACCCACUCCUGGCUCUGAGGCGGAGAAGCAGCAGGGAGUUUGUUCCAGGCCUCUGUUCUCAGAGUUGAGACAGCGUCAGCAGGACAGCGGAUUUGACAGUCCGUUCUACCAAGGGAAAUGAUAACAUGGAGCAGGACUUUAACGAAUUCCCAAUGAGCUUUCAAUUCAAUGUAUGAAGUUUACAUUAUGUAGGAAAUACGUAAAUGCAGUGUUGAUGUCAUGUGGAAUAGUUUUACAAAGUGAAACAUGCUUUCUCUGCUUUCUUGUUACCAGUUAAAUAAGGUGGAUACCAUUCAUGGUUAAAAUGUGAAGCACAGCCAUUAGUGCCCGUUUUAUCACAGACAACCUGCUGUGACUAACAGGCAGAAUGUCUGGUUUUAUAUCAGCGUUGUAAAAGCGAUUGCUGGUGGACAUUUCACACACGCAGAUGCUGGUUUGAAUCACAGCCAGACACUCAGUAUGAUCUGGUUUAUAACCCAACAGAGGAUGUUUUAUUAACGGUCAGUCUGUGAAAACAGUUUGGACCUUACUGUCACUGUUUAGUGAUUGUCAUUUUAAGGAGAUUUGUUAUUCUUUAUAUUAAUGUAUUUUUAUGUUUUUGCCAUUUCAUUAAACAUUUAUAAUAUACAUUUGACUGGAACGAUUCCUCAGCUAACUUGAUUAAUAAAAAUCCCUGAUUCAA